This is a messenger RNA of Notolabrus celidotus (New Zealand spotty), 7246 nucleotides long. RefSeq names its product transmembrane and coiled-coil domains 3 (gene slc9d1). The coding region runs from base 1851 to 3872 and encodes 673 amino acids. The record is from RefSeq and is a predicted model, not a curated record. Lineage: Eukaryota; Metazoa; Chordata; Actinopteri; Labriformes; Labridae. Gene Ontology annotation, cellular component: membrane. Gene Ontology annotation, molecular function: potassium:proton antiporter activity. The transcript has 14 exons. Gene Ontology annotation, biological process: proton transmembrane transport; potassium ion transmembrane transport.
UUGAGUUGAGAUAGGCAGGAUGUAGUUUUGACCUGUUGUCAUCACAGUCUGAGUGCUGUUAGAAAAAAUGUCGGAAAAACUACAAGUCCCAUAUCGAGGCUGAUAAAGAUGUUUCGGAAGUAAUCUUCAAAUGGAUCAAAGUUAUGUCACCGUGAUAUUACUCCAACAACAACAACGUACAAGUUGUUCAUUUUCACCGACAAAGUAUGUAAACAUGAUAACUUAUCAUGUAGUUAUAAUGUUGUUUUCUCAGUUCAGCAGUUAUUUAACGGUUUCUUAGCUAAUGUUAGCAAAGUUGUGUUAGCUUCAGUGUGUGUGAGCUCAGCUGGCUGGAGCUGGUCUGACAGCCAUGAGGAAUUUGAGAGCUAACUUGGCUCUACUUGCUGCUCCAUUUUAGAGAACAGGUUGAACUUUAUACACACUUCAGCUAAUCCAACUUCUUUAGAGUUUUUGAUUUGUUUUAGAAACGAGGAACCUACCUGGGUGAGGAAACGUUAGCAUUCCCUUGCUAGCUCGACAGCUGUUCUUAAGUGUUGGAGGAGGUGGAGGUAAACAUGAAGUUGGUAGAGGAGUAAAGUGAACGCCUGUCUGCCUGUCUGUCUGCCUGCCUGUCUGUCUAUCUGCCUGCCUGUCUGUCUGUAUGGACGCUGGCUUCAGCAGCUAUGUGGCAGGGGAGGAGGGGAGGUGGAGGAGGAGGUGGUGCGGUACAACAGCAUGAUUGUUCCCUUCUACUUCAGCUUCUCCUUCAGUCCUGGAGUUGGUUUGAGAGCCAGCACUGUGCACAUAUUUAACAGUGAUCUCGAUCAGCAGUAGCAGAAUGGCUGCAGACCAGUCAUAGGAAGAAGGAUAGAGGAGGAGUUUGGAAAGUAAAUAUCCUCAGCUUACCUCAUGCUCACAAAGGUGCGGUCCCUCCUGGGUGUGAGUAGAAUGCCUUCAGUCACAAUACCAAUGUAGUAUGAUAUUAAAACUCCUACAUGUCCGGGUGGGGAGAAUGUCUCUUAAAUUAGAUCAGUCUUUUUUUGUGCUUGAAGCUCAGAUGGAGAUGAAGCAUCACAUCAGGUUUAGGCAGAAAAGCAAGUGCUACUGGAAUUUAUCCAUGUGACGUGCUCAUACAAGUCACUUGCACUAAACCCAGCACUGCAAGGUGGUAUUAGCCACUUAAGAGUAAGUAAGAAUGGCCACAAGUGUGAAUACACAGCUGUUGCCUGAGCUUUCAUCUGUAACUUAAAGAUUAAGCCGUCUCUGGAGAUGACUGUAGAAGUACAGCAGCACUGAGUGUCCACAUAGCAGGAGAUUACGGCUUUAAUGUGCUUUUAUGCAUCCGAUUUGAGGAUAAAUGCUGUUACUGUCAGUGCUUUAAGACGCAUAAGUGGGAAUUAUUGUGUUUCUUUCAUUUUGCUUUAAUCAUUAAAGGACCAAACUAAGCACGUCGGUCUGACUUCCAGUACUUACCCUCAGCCGACUAAAGAGGUUGAUGUUUGAAUUCAAACACUUCAAUCAAAUUUUAAAAACGCCACGACCAGUUCAUAAAACAGUCUGAUGCUGUUGUGUUAAAAUGUACUGGUGUACUUUGGAGUGUCCUGAAAAGUAGUGACCUUUUUUGGGGACUAAUUUCAGUCUAGGGAGUUUAAAUAUUUGUUCUCCUCCCUUGAUUAUACUGCGGAGUCAUCUUGAUAUCAAAAAUUGUUUGUUUUUUGCUAAGAGAGAUCUGGCAAGGUUUCAGCUGUGCAAAUUCAGAACACAAUAACAUCCUGCUCACUGUAGUCUGUCUUAUUCUUCUCUCUCUGCUUCCAGGUCCCCUCCUCUUCAUCGAUCUCCACCCUCGGGUGAAGACAGAAGUCCAGGUUUGGAUGCAGGUUUUGUGUUGGCUGUUGUGCCUUGGCACGGCGGGGGCAUUAGCCGUGCUGCACAAAAACCAGGUGGCCCAGCAAGCCAUCAAGCUUUAUCGAGGCAAAGGGGUCCAACAGGGCCACAGCUGGCUGGCAGGAAACUGUAAGCAGCUGGUCGGUCUCCUGCGUCAGAAGAAUGUGGUGGUCAAGAAGCUGGCAGCUGCUGCUGUCGCCGUGGGAAAAGACCAGAGCCUUUCAGAACCGGAGAGACUCUUCCAGGUUCACACUCUGGAGGUCUUUCAGAAGGAGCUGAAUGAGAGUGAGCAUCUGGUGUUUCAGGCGGUGCAGAGCCUGCAGAGGGCACUGCAGGGAGACUACAGGGACGUGGUCAACAUGAAAGAGAGCAGCAGACAGCGGCUGGAGGCUCUCAGGGAGGCAGCCAUAAAGGAGGAGCAAGAGUAUGUAGAGCUGGUGGCUGCAGAGAAGCAUCAGCAGGAAGCUUUGAAGAGCGCUCUAGCCCAGAAUAAGACUCUGUCCAUGCUGGAUGAGAUCCUGGAGGACGUCAGGAAGGCUGCAGACCGGCUGGAAGAGGUGAUAGAGGAGCAUGCUUUCGACAACAACAAACAGAUGAAAGGUGUAAAUGUAGAAGCAGUGUUGAGAGUGGAGGAUGAGGAGAAGAGUGGGAAGAGGAAGAAUAAGUCCCAGCAGAGGGAGGUGGAGGAUGAUUUGGGACUGAGCAUGCUUAUCGACUCACAGAACAACCAGUACGUUCUGACCAAACCUCGAGACUCCACCAUGCCUCGAGCCGACCAUCACUUCAUCAAGGACCUGGUAUCGGUGGUGAUGUUGUCCCUGCCUUGUGGCUGGAUUUGCUCUCUGGUUGGUCUUCCUCCCAUGUUUGGAUACAUCAUCUGUGGAGUGCUGCUCGGUCCUUCAUGUCUCAACAGCAUCAAGUCGAUGGUUCAGGUGGAGACUCUGGGCGAACUGGGCGUGUUCUUCACCCUCUUCGUGGUGGGAUUGGAGUUCUCACCUGAGCGUGUUCGAAAGGUAUGGAAGAUCUCUGUUCAGGGGUCGUGUUACUUGAGUCUGCUGAUGGUCGGAGCCGGUUUGUUGUGGGGACAAGUCCUGCAUAUUCGGUACACACAGACCGUCUUCGUUUCCACGUGUCUCUCUCUAUCCAGCACUCCGCUCGUGUCCCGCUUCCUUGCAGGUGGGAGCAGAGGAGACAAAGAAGGUGAUCUAGACUACAGCAGCGUUCUUCUCGGGAUGUUAGUGAUGCAAGAUGUUCAGCUCGGUCUCUUCAUCGCGAUCAUGCCAACUUUGAUCCAGGCCCAGAGCGGUGACUUGGACAGCCUCCUUUUUGGCAGUCUCCGCGUGUUGUAUCUGCUGGCUCAGGUCCUGGGCUCUCUGGCCGCCGUGCUGCUGCUCUGUCUGUUACUCAAAUCCUUCCUGAUUGGCCCGUACUACAAGAAGCUGCACGCUGAGAGCAAAGGGAACAAGGAGAUCCUGGUGCUGGGCAUGGCAGCGUUUGUCUUUUUCAUGCUGACGGUGACGGACUUCCUGGAUGUGUCGAUGGAGCUGGGCUGCUUCCUGGCUGGAGCUCUGCUGUCCACACAGGGUCACAUGGUCACUAAUGAGGUCAUGGGAUGCAUCGAGCCGAUCAGAGAUUUCCUCACCAUCAUCUUCUUUGCCUCAAUCGGUUUGCACGUCUUCCCGACGUUCGUGCUGUACGAGCUCACCAUCCUGCUGGUUCUGACGUUAACACUCGUCAUCAUGAAGUUUGGGAUGGCCGUCCUGGUGCUGUCGUUGAUCUUGCCUCCCAACUCUCGACACAUACGCUGGGUGGUCUCAGCCGGUCUGGCUCAGGUCAGCGAGUUCUCCUUUGUCCUGGGCAGCCGAGCACGUCGAGCUGGAAUCAUCUCCAGAGAGGUGUACCUGCUGGUCCUCAGUGUCACCACCCUCAGUUUGCUGCUGGCACCGGUUCUGUGGAGAGUUACCACACGCAGAUGGGUUCCCUGGGCUGAACGCAAACUGCUCACAUGACAAGAUCGGAGUGGCUUCAGGGUUACUCUGUCAACAAAGCCAGGGAAGGCAUCAUGAGACGCAGGAGUGCUGUUCAUUCAGAGGAGGCUCAUGUUAGUGCUCACAUCAAAUAUUAGAUGUUUAAAUCACUACAUAUAAAAGAGCCUGGAUCUCAACCGGUAUGUACUCACAAGCCCUGACCCCCUGUGCUGUAUUAGACGACGCAGACUGAAUUCCUCUUAUCGUUUAGCAAAAAUCGAUCCGUCUUAAAUGAACAAGUUUUGUGGAGAAGCACAAUAUCAUUCCAGUUCUGUUGAUCCUUGGUUUUUGUCCUUUUUAAUAAUCACUGAAACAAAAUCUGAAGGUUUACUGAGUAUUUUGUGUUAUCAUGUUUGAGGAAAUCGAGUCAAAGGUUUAGAUUUCUGUUAGAGGUUACAUUUUUUUUCUAAUUCCAAUUGCCUCAAUUUUAAAAAGCUGUCAUUCGCUGUGUCUAGAAGAUGGUACUUGAAGUGUAUUCUAAUAAUAGGAAACUGUGAAUUUAGCAGUGAUUACACUUAUGGUAAACCCCUAGUUCCUCUGAUAGAGACUAUAGAUGUCUUUAUUUAGCCGUCUUUAAGAACUCUCCAUUGAACGAUUGUUAAAGGUGCAGUGUGUAGAAAUGGGAAUGUUAGCGACUUCUAGCGUUCAGAUUCUAGAAUGAUCCCUCGCUUCCUAACCUUCUCAUCACCUAAGAGACCGUGGUGAUGAAGGACCAGAAGCUCUUCCAAAAAUGGAAAUUAGUUAUCCAACAAUAUGUCGUAUUACCAUCAGACAAAAGACUAAAAGAAGAUAUUAAAUGUUAUAAGCUGUUAGCUUAACCGCUCUCUCUUCUUCUCUUUUAACAGCAACUGCUCUCUCUUCUUCUCCUUCAACAACAACCGCUCUCUCUUCUUCUCUUUCAACAACAACUGCUCUCUCUUCUUCUCUUUCAAAAACAACCGCUCUCUUCUUCUCCUUAAAGCUUAAAUAGGAGUCUGUGGUUGAUGAUCAUACAGAGGAUUUUUCUCCGUUUGCUGUUGACACAGAUCCCACGGUUAUUGGGGUCAAAUUUGUCUCCGCUUUUGUGAAGUGGUGUUAUUAGUCCUUGGUUCCAAAUAUUGGGGAAGGUCCCGGAACUAAGGACAACGUUGAAGAGUUUUAGAAUAGCCAAUUGAAAUUUGAGGUCUGUAAACUUUCAUUUUGGAUUCCAUCAAUACCACAGGCCUUUUUAGAUCUUAGGGACUGGAUUUGGCCUGAAGUUCUUUGAGUGUGAUUGGAAAAUCCAAGGAGUUCUGAUAGUCUUUAAAAGUGGACUCUAGACUUUGUUGUUUCUCUUGUAUGUUACAAUGUUACAAUGUUACAAUGUCAUUUAGCAGACGCUUUUAUCCAAAGCGACGUACAACGAGAACAAGAACAACACAAGCAAAGAUCUAGACAAGAGGAAACAAGAUCAGGAAGAGUAACAGAGUGCUUCAAGUCCAUUUGGGUGCAGGUACUGCCAAGCAGUGUAAAGGCAAUGCACAAAAGUAAAUAAGGAUUUUUUUUUUUUUUUUUUUUGUAAAAUAAGGAACAUCUACAAUGAAGCAACCAAACCAUUUAAGACUUUCCGUUAUCAUCAUCAACAAUUAACAUCACCAAAAUAAUUACCAAAGUACCAAGUGCUGGGUCACUCCAGAGCUGAACACAGAUUCCCAGAGUAGAGAAGGAAAGUGCGAGUCAAUUGUAGCUGGGCGACAUGGUCUGCCUCUGGGGACAACAGUGGAGAACAGUCUAGCUAAGUGCAUAGUGCUUCCUAAAGAGCUGGGUCUUUAGCUGUCUUUUGAAAGUAGAGAGGGACUCUGCAGAUCGAAUGGAGUUGGCCAAUUCAUAUGUGUUUGUUCUUUGUUCUGCUCUGUUGGGCCAAAAAGAUUGGAGAAGUGGUUUAUCCAUAUGUCUCCAUUUGGAUCGGUAGGUCUUUGUGUUGUUGUUUGUUUAGAGUUUUCCAGUUCUAAUAUGUUGGUACCUUUUUCUCCUUGCCGUAUUCUUAUACUGUUUUAGUGUUUCACUGUAGUGGAGGCGUAUGUUCUGGUUGUCGAGCUCUCUAUGUUUUUGGUUUGAUAGAUUUCUCAAUUGUUUUCAGAUGUUUUGACAUUCAUUGUCAAACCAUUUGUCUUUGUUGUGUGUUUUAGGGGGGUUUCUAUUUGAGGCCUUGAGGUUAGAUAUGGAAGCUGUAAGGUAGAAUAUGUUGUUUAGGUGUUCUACUGCUCUGUUUACACCUUCACUGAUAGGACGAAAGUCAUCAUUCAGAAACUUGUCUAGCUGUAACUGGACUUGUUGUUGCCUAAUAGCCUUUUGGUAUGUUUCUGCACUGUCCUCCUUCCAUUUAUAGCGUUUCUUGAUAUUAUGUAGUUUGAUUGGUGUCUGUGCUUCCUGAUUGGUUGUUGCUCUGUUUAGGUAAAUUGUGGUUUUGCUGUGGUCUGAAAGGGGAGUUAGUGGGCUGACUGUGAACGCUUUGAGAGACUCCAGACUGAGGUCAGUGAUGAAGUAAUCUACUGUACUGUUGCCUAAAGAUGAGCUGUACGUGUACCUACUGUAUGAGUAGUACUUCUUCAACAACACCCGCUCUCUCUUCUCCUUCAACAACAACUGCUCUCUCUUCUUCUCUUUCAACAACAACCGCUCUCUCUUCUUCUCUUUCAACAACAACCGCUCUCUCUUCUUCUCUUUCAACAACAACCGCUCUCUCUUCUUCUCUUUCAACAACAACCGCUCUCUCUUCUUCUCUUUCAGCAACAACCGCUCUCUCUUCUUCUCUUUCAAAAACAACCGCUCUCUUCUUCUCCUUAAAGCUUCAAAAUAAAUGUAUGGUUUUAUAAAAGUGAAUAUUCACUUAUUUUAACACUUAUAAAUAUUUUAUCCCAUUUCCACCAAAUCUGUUCUGCUAAAUGCUGCUUACUUCUACACACUGCACCUUUAAAUGAACUCUGUUUUUACUUUAGUUCAAAGUAGGAAAUGGAGAAGUAACAUUACGUCACACAACGUUUCCUGUCAUUCCUGCACUAGAUACCAUUGAAUGUUAAACUGACGUGCCUGCUCUGCACUAAAACAAAGACUCUGAGAGGUGUGAGAGAACAUCUCGUCGUGUAAACUGUCUUAACGUUCAUCAUGUGCAAUGUAUAUGUAAACAUACGUAGCUACAUCAAUUUUAUAAUUGUGUUUCCUGAGGUUUGUUAACACUGAGGGAUGUUCUUAAGUUUCUGUCUGGAUGAGUUUACAUAUCCUCUGUUGGUGCCCAUGACUGAGGCUUCAAGGCACAAUGUGUUCAUCAAAAUGUCCAUGUGUUUAAAAAAUGUGUAAUUAUUUUGGUUAUUUAUUAAAAAAUACACUGACGAAGAAAA